UUUGUCGACGUCUUAGGUCUGCGGUCAAAAGAUGGAAAUUGUUCAGCUCAUUACUUUAGCUUAUUUACAUUGAUCUGAAGGGAAAAAUGUCCCCGUCCAUCUGAUACCCCUCUACUCCAUCGUGAGAAAGGAGCAGCUCCUUGGAAGCUAAAUAAAUGAGUGAGCAUAGCAUGUGAAUACCCUCACCAAUCAUGGUCCUGUUCAUCAACAUCAACGUGGGUCAAAGGGUAGAGGUCAUCUAUAAGGGUGAAGUUCUUGAGGGGACGGUGAAGUAUAAGGGAGGUCUGACCAAUACUACGGGAGACUGGGUCGGAAUCGAGCUAGAUGAACCGGUUGGUAAACACAAUGGUUUAUACAAAGGGAGGCAGUACUUCAGCUGCAGAAAUAAACAUGGCAUUUUCAUUCAUCCAUCUAGAAUCAGAUUCACUUUUACUAAGAGAGGUCUAUUUGAUACUUACAAGUCAGUAAGCCCGGAAUCAUCAGUUGAAGACACGCUUUUUACAACACAGAAGCCCAAGGUGUUGGAUUACUUUGAUGGGAGAUCCGUGGCUGAAUCCUACUUGAAUACAGCAAGGAGUGGAUUUGAAGAUGAUUCAGAUAUGUGGUUUGCAGGCAAGUCUGCUAGACUCCAUUCCAGGAGCUACAGCGAGUCAUCCACCCCAACCUAUAACCUAGGUCAUCCCAUCGGAGGCCGUGCGAAGCUCAGGAAAGACACCAACGAUGAACGGGACGAGCGUCUAAGGAUACGUCCAAAGUCCGCUCUUGGGUCGACGACGCCAAACCUAUCGGCAAGAAGCCUGAAUUACUCGAUGCUUGGCCAUACAAGGCCCAUGUCCGGGAGACUGAGUGCCUCGUUUGAUAAAGAGACUGGAAGGGCUUCUGUUCUUGGGAGGUCCUUCGGUGGUGAGGAGGAUGUGCCUUUCAUCUCGACGCCGUCCAUACCCAAAACCCACAUGCCGCACACGGCGCUGAGGAAGCAGGAGGUCGUCGGAUGGGGUCUGACGCAUAGACCAAGAGAGUGGACAUUGUAGUCUGAUCUAAGGCCAUCUUUUUGUGAUGCUGUAACUGCGAUGCCCGCAUGUCCAAUCAGAUACAAAACUAUGUCCUGGGCCCAUAACACUAAAAAAUAGCGAUUAAUCGAUAAUUUGAAAGAAGAAUUUGGAUUUGUUCCUCGUCUGUCUGCUGAGCAAAAUGCGCAUGCAACAAGUCUAGACGGGCCAUUUCAUUUAGCGAUUAGUCUGUAACCUUUGUGUUAUGGGGCCCUUGUCGCAUUAGCAUCACUUCAGAAACUUGUUUACCAUAAACAUGGAUAUGCUGUAGCAUACACAUGAAUAGGAAGGAGAGUUUUAGAGAUGAACAAGUGUUUAUAGGGUGACUUGACAUAUCUGCCAAGGAGAGGCUGGGACACGGCAGUUUCAGGAUCCCCAAUAGAGGGCCAAGUAUACAAAUCUCCAGUUGGAGUGAUUAUACAGUGUAUCUCAGAAAAAGGAAACUGAGAUAACAAUUUUUUUUUUUAGCAUGGAAAAAUGAAUUGAUAUACAUGAUUACAAAAUUCAGUUUAUUUUGAUAUAUAAUUUAAAACAUAAAAGCACAUUUGGCAAGAAAACUUGUUUAGGCAACAAAAAACUGGUGUAAGAAUGGCUCAUCAACAUCUAUUGAACAUUAUUGUUGUUUUGUAAUUCACUAAAUGAUCUAUGAAUGAGAGUGGUUGUUCAUGAGUUCCACACAGAUCGUCUGACAGGCCAUGAUUUUUUAUUGGUUAUAAUCUCACAAUUGAAUGAAUCGCCAUGUAUUUUGUGUUUAAUCAAAGAGAAGAUUUUCAUUCUUUUAUUAGUGUCAAAUUUAAAACAAUAUAUUUCUUGCGCUCGAACUGACUUGACUUGAUAUUUGAUAAUUGUGAAUGAUUGCUUUCCCUUUUUCUCGGACACACUGUAUAACUUUGAAAUUGAGUGAAUCAGACCACUUAUACCAGUUUGUCCAAUUGCUUAUGAAAUUGCUUAUGAAAUUGUCUUUCACUUUUCUACAAAAGAUCAUUACAUCUUCUGUGUUUUUAAUAUUUAAUUGCAUGUUGUUAACAUUGUAAUACUAAUUAGUUGAAAAUAGGCCUACAGAUAUUUAAUGCUGUAAUAGUGGUAAUCUUUUAAAGCUUUAAUCAAGUGUGGAUUACUAAUAGCUGACCCCACCUUUUUUUCCUUUGGAAAGAGAUAUUAUUUGGUAGCUUGCUUACCGGGUAUAAAGGCAAAUUCCACCCCAACAGCAAGUUGAUUUGAAUAAGAAGAGAAAUGAGACACUAAAACAUUUCACCCAAUUCAAAUGUGAAAUAGAAGGACCUUGAAAGUUUUGAGCUUUGCUGAAUUUAAAGCAGUUUCAUAACACAUGCUGGUCAGUGUACAAAUAUGGAUUGAUGUGCAUAAAUCACUAUUUUGUGCAAAUAUAUUUCAAAAUGUCAUAAAUGCAUGUAGAAACUAUCAUAUUGGACAUGUACAUCCUAUUUUAAAUUAAUUUUCAUUGUUGAACUGGAACAAUCCCCCCUUUAUUUGAAUAUUUUUUUUCUCAGGGUUGAACAUGACUUUUAACAGGUUGGACAUAUCAAUGAAUGUGUUUGUAUUGUUUACAAAUGUAACAAUUUUCUAGUCUUUUGUGCAUGUGUCCAAGAUUGUAAAAUUGUUAGAAAUAUAGAUCUAUGCAUCCAUACCCAUUCUAGUGGGAACAGAAACUGAAAGUGUGAUAGAAACAGACAAUCAUGAUAUGUAAACAUUUAAAUGUUCAUAUGCAUAUCUGUUGGAUUUGUGAAUUAAGUGUAACAUAUUUAUAAAAAACCCUAACAGUAAAUUUGAUCCACCAGUUAAAAGAACACCUAU
Messenger RNA from Lytechinus variegatus (green sea urchin), 2861 nucleotides. Its product is annotated as dynactin, 150 kDa isoform-like. Gene Ontology annotation, cellular component: microtubule plus-end; nucleus; cytoplasm. The record is from RefSeq and is a predicted model, not a curated record. Bases 192 to 1031 code for a protein of 279 amino acids. The transcript has 7 exons. NCBI's taxonomy places the organism in Eukaryota, Metazoa, Echinodermata, Echinoidea, Temnopleuroida, Toxopneustidae. Gene Ontology annotation, molecular function: microtubule plus-end binding. Gene Ontology annotation, biological process: cytoplasmic microtubule organization.